Messenger RNA from Phyllostomus hastatus (greater spear-nosed bat), 1086 nucleotides. RefSeq names its product ABO, alpha 1-3-N-acetylgalactosaminyltransferase and alpha 1-3-galactosyltransferase (gene ABO). Gene Ontology annotation, biological process: carbohydrate metabolic process. Gene Ontology annotation, cellular component: Golgi apparatus; vesicle; membrane. Gene Ontology annotation, molecular function: glycoprotein-fucosylgalactoside alpha-N-acetylgalactosaminyltransferase activity. NCBI's taxonomy places the organism in Eukaryota, Metazoa, Chordata, Mammalia, Chiroptera, Phyllostomidae. The record is from RefSeq and is a predicted model, not a curated record. The coding region runs from base 1 to 1086 and encodes 361 amino acids. The transcript has a single exon.
AUGGCUAAGCUGGUAAGGACAUUGUCACAAAAUCCAAAAUGUUACUUGCUUCAUCGAAUGACCUUUAUUCUUCUAAUAGCUCUCAUCAUGGCCUUCUUUGGCUAUGGUUACAUGAACCCAAGAAAACAGAGGGUGGAAAUCAUCCAGGCUGGGGCCAGCAUAACUAUUAGAAAACGCCAUGACGUGCAAGGUGUAGAAUUACCAAAGAUGGUGUUAGCCCAGCCAGAUGUGCUAACACCCUCUAGGAAAGAUGUCCCUGUCAUGACCCCUUGGCUGGCUCCCAUCAUGUGGGAGGGGACUUUCAACAUUGACAUUCUGAAUGAGCAGUUCCACCUCCAGAACACCACCAUUGGAUUGACUGUGUUUGCCAUAAAAUCAUACCUUGUCUUCCUGAAGCUGUUUCUAGAGACUGCAGAGAUGUACUUCAUGGUGGGACACAGGGUAAACUACUACAUAUUCACUGACCGGCCAGAUUAUGUGCCUCAUUUCCACCUCCAAAAAGGAAGGCAAAUCAUCAUCCUCAAGGUCCGGGGCUAUGCUCGCUGGCAGGACAUCUCCAUGCACCGCAUGGAGAUGAUCAGCAAUUUCUCCAAGCAGCGAUUUCACCAGGAGGUAGAUUACCUUGUGUGUGCAGAUGUGGAUCUGAAGUUCAGCGACCACGUGGGCGUGGAGAUCCUGUCACCCUUGUUUGGCACCCUCCAUCUUAACUUCUUUUUCCUCAGUCAGGAAAACUUCCCCUAUGAACGCAGGCGUCAUUCACAAGCCCAUAUUCCUGAAGGCGAGGGAGACUUUUAUUACACAGGAGCCCUAUUUGGGGGUUCGGUGAUGGAAGUUUACAGACUCACCAAGACCUGCCACCAGGCGAUGAUGGUUGACCAAGCCAAUCAUAUUGAAGCUGUGUGGCAUGAUGAGAGUCACCUGAACAAAUACCUGCUUCACCACAAACCCUUCAAGGUCCUCUCCCCUGAGUAUAUGUGGAGUGAGUGGUUAUACUACAACAUGAAAAACUACAUGGGAGAUUUGCCCAGCUCUAUAAAGAGGAUUAGAGUGAAUGUCUUGAAAAAGCAUAAAAACUGGCCAAACUGA